AUGCGCAGGCUAGUUGGCAUUUCAAAAACUACCAGUGUUCCUUCUUUCAACAGUCGCUUCCUCGACGCCGACCCCGAACCCAACAACAACAACGACCGCCGGCCGUCUUCCUCUUCGGGCAUCGUCCAAUCUUCCACCACCACCCCCUUGCGGCGGACACACUCGAACUCACUGCAGCGCUCCCCGUCUCAGAAGAGACCGCCCGCGUCUCACAGCAGCUACGGCGUCGAAACCACGUUAGGCCCACCUCCGUCCUACAGUACUCAGCGAACACUCUCGCAAGAUCGGAUCAGACUCGAUCGAAGUGCAGCUUCAAGAUCGGCAACCAGUCCGUCGCGCGAAGAAUUCCCUGCCGAAAACAAACGCGCGUUGUCUCCUCCUACGUCCCAGCCCGAUUCAUCCCCUUUGAAGCCAAAUGAUCGAGCCGCCUUGCCCGAACCCACUCCCGUGCGACUAUCGCCCGUGAAACUUGACGCGACACCUUCAACAACCGCGUCCUCUACAGAAGACAUCUCGACCCAGGACGUGUCUAGCCCGGAGACGGCAGACACGGAGAGCGUGCUUGCACCUAGCUCAGCUGUAAACAAGGAGAACGCGAUGCCGACCACCGACGCGCCCACGCAGGAGAAGGAGAAUACAGAGCCCCACCUAUUGCGACCAGCGCGAUCGGAAGAAGAUAGCAAAGGAUCUAGCAGCGAUGAAAAGAAGAGCGAGGAUCUGUUCUUGAAUAUCGCAAGGACGGACGCGUCACGUAGUGGGGGACAGGUCCAAGGCAAGCUCGAAAAGAGACGGUCGCGGGUUUCGCUCCCCUUCUUCAGCAGCAGCACCAGGCCGUCGACCGGAUACAAGUCGUCCCCAAUCCAGGAGCGGUUUGAUACUACUAGCAUGUCUGGUCGGUCGGAGGCUUUGAACUACUACAGCAAACGUGCUUCCCUCGGGCAACAUGUGCCAGGCGCGCUUUCGCGGACAUACACACAGGACUCUGCACUCCGGACAGGCGGUCUCGACACGCAAAGCACUCACCCUGCCGAUCCGCCCCAUAGAACCAUGUCCAGGCGAUAUUCUAACAGCAACUCAAACACAAACACCAAUACUGAACCCGCUCGCCCAUUUUCGCGUCCGAACACAGCACGCAACAGUCGCCUGGUUUCAGACGGGGGAGCCUUCCUUGAUCGUCCUCGAAUGCCUGACAACAAUGCCACCGAGUCGACCAUCUCCACAACCGCACCCUCGACCGUGUGGGAUGAGCUCGACGAUCUGAAGUCUCGCAUCAAGAAACUAGAACUGACUGGAAAAUUGCCCCCCUCCUCCGCCGCGGCGAUGAGCACAUCGGAGAGACCGAAGACUGCCACCACCGCAGCAACCACCAUGUCGUCUUCCCCGAAGCACAAGCCCACAGCAGUACCCCAGCUGGCAUCUGCUAUUGAGGGGAUCCCAUCCAAUAUACACCCGAACCUUCACGAGGCACUGGGCAAUGCCAAGGCCGUCCUCAGCAACGAGGUCUAUCAGAAACUACAGGCGACUGCACAGGAUGCGUUACAAUUGUCCAUAAUGAUGAACCCCGAAGGACACAAUGCUGGCGCAAGUACUCUCGGCCUCUCUGCCAUAUCUGAACGCCAGUUACGGCGUCGAACAGAGAGCAUGUGCAGGAGUUUGACGGAGCUGGCGAUUGCAAUCCUAGCAGACAACAAGCAGCCCCCUCAACCAGUAACCAGACCUGUGAGUCGAGAUGCUUACCAGGCCUUACCAGGUCUGCGAAGCCGUCGGUACAGCAAUGAGCCCAACGACCGGCCUCCAGUCGCUUCUCGAGUUCAGUCCCGUCUCGAAGCUCGACGUACGAGUGCACAGCUCGGUGCUGCGGUGAACUCACCAGCAGGACCACCGGAAAUCACGUUUCAGACACCACCUACAGCGCUUCCGACAAUGCCAACAUCUUCCUCAUCACGUCUAGGCCGGACUACUUCGAUGGUUCGCAGCAGGCGGACUCCAGGUUAUCAUAUGGACGGCGCUACCGAUGAUGAGGAGAGCAGUCCUUCUGUCCGUCCCGUCAGCAGAGCGAUGACCGAAGUGAGCACGUAUCGCCAGGCCGCAAGAGAUCGAGCUGCGUACUCGAGAGAAUACACCGCUCAACACCCAAUGCCGCAACACCCUGUACCUUCCACAGCCGAGCCAAACUCGGCAACCAGAAGCCAGCUUCCGGCGCACAUCAGCACUCACCUCGUGCCCCGACGCAAAUACGGAAAUCUCUCGUCCAAUACAAGCAACGUUGGCAAUCAAGAUCAUACUCCCGUCACGCCGAAGGAGCCCUGGGGCCGGAUAACGAUCGUGCCAGCCGUUAGUUCCAGCCCGAUUGAAGCCACACCCGAGACCCAUGUCGUAACGCGACCUACAAAUACGCGGAGAAGCCUGGGUUUCACCAGCAGAAUCAGCAGCGUAAGCAGCCGACUGCGAGCAGCCAAAGGAGAACGAAAUGUGAGCAUGAGAGACGUCCCGGAAGCGCGAAGCUCCCGGGACAUUGCACCAUCAGGACCAGUAUUGGACAAUAAUGCGCCAUUGGAGAGACACGGUUCUGGCCAGAGCCUUGAACCCUGA
Cladophialophora yegresii CBS 114405 is the source of this 2592-nucleotide messenger RNA. RefSeq lists its product as uncharacterized. NCBI's taxonomy places the organism in Eukaryota, Fungi, Ascomycota, Eurotiomycetes, Chaetothyriales, Herpotrichiellaceae. Bases 1 to 2592 code for a protein of 863 amino acids. The transcript has a single exon. The record is from RefSeq and is a predicted model, not a curated record.